Molecule: messenger RNA, 2670 nt
Organism: Brassica rapa (field mustard)
Lineage: Eukaryota; Viridiplantae; Streptophyta; Magnoliopsida; Brassicales; Brassicaceae
Product: protein IQ-DOMAIN 1
Molecular function (GO): protein binding
Source: RefSeq, a predicted model, not a curated record
CCGAACCGAAACCGAACCGAUAUCCGGAUUGAACACCCCUAUUCGUUCUCGAUAUCGUAACCUAAGCCGUCUUGGAUUACCAUAUGCGGUAAAGCGCAAAAUCUCUAAAAGAUAUAUGAAAGACAACAAGGCAAUGCAUGUUUCAAAAAAAAAGGACAACAAGGCAAUGCAUGAUUCAAAAAAAAAAAAGAAGACAAAACAAGGCAAUGCCAUCAGAAGACUUCCUGCUUCUGUUUAUGAUGCUCAGCGGAGAUUCAUUAUUAAAGGAUCUGUAUCAAUAGAAGUAACUGGCACCAUUCUUGAGGCACAAGCCAUGGCUUUGAAGGAAGAUAUAUUCUAGAUGAGAAGAUUAGCAUAUUGCAAGGUAGUGUUCUGUGGUGAUUCUGUAACUCUAUAUCAAGGUCUUGAGCACACAUCUUUGAAAUAUGAUCCUCCAAAGAGUGUUAUUAUCCAAACUUACAUCUUUUUGCUAGGUCAAGGGCAGUACCAUUUUUCAGUUAAUAAGUAGACAGGCCAACUCUUUAGUGGAUAACUAGCUAAGCAAGCUAGAAACAAUAGUUCACUUUAUGUUGAUUUUUAGUUGUCAUCAAAAUUUCCUUAUAUCAAAAUUUAUAGUAUUCCGUUGAUCCAAGUAGAUAAAAUUGGCAGACAAAAGAAAAUUUUUAGUGUUUAGUAUUUGGUUGGUCCGUUCGACCCAAAAUUUGCCCUUCUUUGCAUUUUUCGAAAUGGGUUAAUUAUCUAUACUUGAUACAAAUGUGUUGCCGACAAGAAAAAGAGAGAGUUACAUGGCACAAAAGAAAUUAAAAAGACAGAGUAAACCGUACCACGAACUUUUCCAUUUCCAAUGAAAAAGAAGAAAAGCAGAGAGAGCAAUGUGACAGUGAAGGGAAUAAAAAAGGGUGAAUUGAGUGAAAUUGCCGUUUGCAUAAGAAAAGAACCAAUGCGAUGCCCUCCAUGUGCCACUCCAAAGCAAAGUAAUCGAAAGUAGAGACCACAAAAAAACUCACGAUUUCGAUCAAAACUAAAUUAAAAUAAACAAAACUACAGAUGCUUUUCUUCUGGAUCACAAUCAUAACUAUUGCACUAUACGCUAUACUUCAGCUUUUUUUUUCCUUUGAAUCUCUUUUUUAACAUGUACUCUUUGUAAAUGAGUCAUGUGGUUUUUGAUUCUAAAAUAAUUCAACUUUUCUUUUUCUACUUCUACACCCAGCUUUUAUAUAAUCAACCUCACAUGUGUGUACCCAUUUUCCCAAGUCCCUUUUAUCCAGGAUUGUUCUGAAACACAUAGAGAGAGAGAGAGAGGGAGAGAUGGGUGUUACAGGAGGACUUGUGAGAAGCAUUUUCUUCAGAAACAAAUCAUUUGGGGCUCAUGACUACAACAACAAUGGAAGAAGCAAUCUAGGAGAGAAGAAAAGAUGGAGCUCGGUAAGAUCAUACCUUUGUGGAGAUGAAUUCAACUCUGUUCUCGCUGUGGAUGACUCAGGAUCAAUAAAAGAUUCUUUAGACCCUCUUCUUACAAUGUCUAAGCAACUGAGUUCUGAUUCGGUUCUGGCUAUCCAAGAUUCAGCUUCUGUGAAACUACAUCAGGAGCAGGAGGAGGAGGAGGGCUCUGUAUCAGGUAAGAACUCAGAGGUUUCAGUAACUCAGCCUUUACACAAAGAAGAACAAAGCGAAGCAACAGAGACGCACAUACCAAAGAGGCAUCAGACUACUCUAAUCUCUAAGCUGUUCCUAGAAGAAGAUGCUGCAGUCAAAAUUCAAUCAGCAUUCAGGACUUACCUGGCAAAACGUGGGAGCAACGAAGUGGAAGAAACGUUUGAUAAGGAGGAGAGCGAGGAAUCACAAGGUAAAGUAUCCAUGGGGACAUCACUAGAAGUUCAGACAUGUAGUUCCGUGAAAGCACCUUUCCUUAGAAGAAAACGAGUAAGAACAUUACACAAGAACAACACUCAAGUUCUGAGGAUAAAGGAAGAGUGGGAUGAUAGCACAGUGAGCAGCACCAUAUCAAAGUCGAGGAUUCAAAGCAGAAUUGAAGCAAUGACAAAACGGGAGAGAGCACUUGCUUACGCAUUUUCACAGCAGGGCAUUUUGUUUAUAAAGCUAAGGAUAUGCACAAAGAAGAAGCAAGUAGAACGCAACAGUGAAGAUGAAUCAAACAUCGGUUGGAGCUGGCUAGAGCGCUGGAUGGCAACUCGUGUACCAGAGAUUGAGGCCAGAACGAACAUUCAAGAAAAUGGUACGAUGAAAAGUCAAAGAUUGGUUAGAAAGAAUAGAUCUUUUAGUAGUAGUAUAGGUGGCGAGUUGGAGAGCUGUGCCUCCAACGAUAUUCCUCUCCAAUUUGAAAGCAUAUCGGAAGAGGAAACAGAAGAGUUGCAGAGAGAAAAGAGCAAAUCUGUUCCAAGCUACAAAAACGAGAGAAGGCAUAAUAAAAGGCUUCAGGCAAGGAAAAAAGACAUGCAACAACAAACAAAGAAGGCCAAGACCGCACCCAAAAUGGGAAAUGAACACGAAGAAACCUCGCGGAAGAUAAAUAGCAGCAGCAGCUAAAGAUGGAUGAUAGUAGAGUUACCUGUAAAUCUUUGCUGUUUGUUUCUACGAAUCUGAUAACAGCAUUGUGUAAAUUGUUUGGGGGAAUCAAAUGAUAUGAGAAAUAUUCAUGUUUUCACCAAA